UGUAUAGGGAAGUCGUCACCCGGAGAUGCGCGAAUGACCGUCGCCUUCCGACCGCUGGUCAGUGUUUACCCUGAGAGGGCGACCUGGGCCGCCAGCCCGGAACUGCUAUUGUACAAGUUUUCAAAAUGACUGCGAUCAAGCAUGCUUUGCAAAGAGAUAUCUUCACUCCAAAUGAUGAACGAUUGCUCAGCAUUGUUAAUGUCUGCAAGGCAGGCAAGAAAAAGAAAAACUGCUUUCUGUGUGCUACAGUAACAACUGAGCGACCAAUCCAAGUAAAUGUCGUGAAAGUGAAGAAAUCUGAUAAGGGAGACUUCUACAAACGCCAGACAGCGUGGGUCCUGCGAGACCUAGCUGUGGUCGAUGCCAAAGAUGCGAAUAAGGAAAAUCCAGAGUUUGACUUGCAUUUUGAAAAAGUUUAUAAAUGGGUUGCUAGCAGCACGGCAGAAAAAAAUUCUUUUAUCUCCUGUAUUUGGAAACUUAAUCAACGAUACCUUCGCAAGAAGAUUGAAUUUGUCAACGUUAGCUCACAAUUAUUGGAAGAACUUCCUAAAGUUACAGAAGAAUCUGUUCCAAGUGGUGAAAAUCAGAGUGUGGCUGGUGGGGACGAGGAAUCCUUGGACGAAUAUCAGGAGCUGAAUGCAAAAGAAGAACAAGACAUAGAGAUAAUGAUGGAUGGAUGUGAAUAUGCUAUCUCAAAUGCUGAAGCUUUCGCAGAAAAACUUUCUAGCGAACUACAGGUGUUGGAUGGGGCCAACAUCCAGUCAAUCAUGGCUUCAGAAAAGCAGGUGAAUAUUCUGAUGCAGCUGCUGGACGAGGCACUUAAAGAGGUGGAUCAGAUUGAACAUAAACUGAGCAGCUAUGAAGAGAUGCUGCAAAGCGUAAAAGAGCAAAUGGACCAUAUCUCACAGAGCAACGACCUGAUCCAGCUCAGUAACACUAACAACCUGAAGCUCCUGGAAGAGAUAGAAUUUCUAGUAAAUCAUUUGGAUCUAUCCAAGGGUCAUAUUAAAGCCCUCACAGAUGGGGAUCUUUCUUCUUCUAAAGGCAUUGAAGCAUGCACGAACGCUGCAGAAGCCCUCUUGCAAUGCAUGAAUAUAGCCCUUCGCCCAGGACAUGGUCAUCUUCAUUCAGUGCAGCAGCAGCAACAGCAGUUUAAAGAGCUUCGUGAGCAGUUUGCUCGGAGACUUGCCAACCAUCUUAAUAAUGUCUUCGUCCAACAGUUCACUCAGAAUCUCACCCUGUACUAUCGUAGAGCCUCCUACUACUCAGUUUCUGGACAUGACCAGAGCUCCACCCUGGCUCAACACUCGAUUGAACUGACUCUACCUAAGCAUCAACCUUUUCAUCGCGAUCUACUCAGAUAUGCAAAGCUGAUGGAGUGGCUAAAGAACACUGACCAUGAGAAGUAUGAAGGUCUGAAUAAGAAUUAUGUAGAUUAUAUAUGUAGAUUAUAUGAACGGGAAAUUAAGGAAUUCUUUGAGGUUGCAAAAAUCAAAAUGACUGGCACAUCAAAAGAAGGAAAAAAGUUUGGUCUUCAUGGAAGUUCUGGGAAACUUACUGGCUCCACCUCCAGCCUCAACAAGCUGACUGUGCAGGGAGCAGGAAGCCGUCGCUCUCAAUCGUCCUCUUUACUGGACAUGGGAAACAUGUCCUCAUCGGACCUCGAUGUAGCCGACAGAACUAAGUUUGAUAAGAUAUUUGAGCAAGUCCUGAGUGAGUUGGAGCCCCUUUGUCUGGCUGAGCAAGAUUUCAUCAGCAAAUUCUUCAAGCUACAACAGAAUCCUGCUUUACUGGGGACAAUAAUGGUGGACUCUGAGGAGAUGGACGGGGGAAUCCUAUCUCGACAACAAAACCCUUUGGCAGAUAAACACUCUGUGCCAUCAGAAAAAGAGGAGGCGGGAAUUAUCCGGUCAAUGAUGAUAAAGGUUUUCCGCUGUAUUGAGCCGGAGCUGAACAACCUAAUUUCACUUGGUGACAAGAUUGACAGCUUUAACUCCUUGUAUAUGCUCGUGAAGAUGAGCCAUCAUGUUUGGACAGCAGAGAAUGUGGAUCCUGCCUCUUUCCUCAGUACCACAUUAGGAAAUGUCCUUGUGACAGUUAAAAGGAAUUUUGACAAAUGCAUUUUGAAUCAAAUUAAGCAGAUGGAAGAAGUGAAAAUAUCAAAAAAAAGCAAAGUUGGAAUCUUGCCUUUUGUUAGUGGAUUUGAAGAGUUUGCGGAACUGGCCGAGUCCAUCUUCAGAAUUGCAGAGCGCAGGGGUGAUCUGAACAAGGCUUACAGCAGGCUUAUCCGAGCUGUGUACAACAACGUGGAAAAAGUGGCUAAUGAAAGUCAGAAGACUCCUCGAGAUGUGGUGAUGAUGGAAAACUUCCACCACAUUUUUUCAACCCUCUCUCGCCUCAAAAUCGCCUGCCUAGAAAUCGAGAGAAAGGAAGCAAAACAGAAAUAUACAGAGUACCUGCAAGCUUAUGUCAUAUAUUCUCUGGGACAACCGCUUGAGAAACUUAACCAUUUCUUUGAAGGCAUCGAAGCUCGUGUGGCACAAGGUAUUCGAGAGGAGGAAGUCAGUUACCAACUAGCUUUCAACAAGCAAGAACUCCGUAAAGUUAUCAAAGAAUAUCCUGGAAAGGAAGUCAAAAAGGGGCUGGAUAACCUGUACAAGAAGGUGGAUAAGCAUCUCUGUGAGGAGGAGAAUCUGCUGCAGGUUGUGUGGCAUUCCAUGCAGGAUGAGUUCAUUCGGCAGUACAAACACUUUGAGGGUCUGAUAGGUCGUUGUUAUCCUGGAUCUAGCAUUAUAAUGGAGUUCACAAUACAGGACAUUCUGGAGUAUUUCUCUAGUAUAGCCCAGUCUCACUAAAAUAUCACAAACAGCAGCCAGGUCAUUUUAGUUGUGGUCCUGUUUGAUCUCAACUUCAAAAAAUUGUCAUUGUAACAUUAACUAUUUAACUCUAGCUGCACAUUGCAACAUAGAUGCUCAGCUAAACAAACCAAAGCAGAAAUGCAAGUAGUAAUUCUGUUGAUGGCUUUAACAUACUAGCAUACUUGAGUUGAACCAAAUGUAUAAAUGUAUAAGGCUGCGUCAGCAUAGUUUCUUGUCUGUUGCGAGACUUUAAGAGAACAUUUCCGUUACUAUGUAAAAUAGCGGAUUUGUAAAAGCAUUUUUAAUAUUUGAGACUUGGCAUUAUCGGAAAUUCUAGCAACAAGUUUCCUGCAGCGUAUUUUAAUUAAGUCCAUAAUUUUGCCUUAACUAACGACUUUUUUUUUAGUAGGUUUUUCUUGAGGGAGAUUCAUGAGACACUGAGACCAUUAGUGAACAGGCUAACAGGAGCAGUCAGGACCUUGGUGACAGAGUCAGUCAGAGGUGCUUUUGGCCAUACUAUCAGAGUUUGCUUAUUAAAUUCAGAAAAAUCUGCAUUAACUCAGGAUUAUUAUUGUAGCCAUUGUCAUUUAGCAGACAGAGUUGAGCAGCAAAAUCAAACCCCUCUCAAUAGCACUUUCCUCAUGAAAAAUGUAUUGGCUCAGAUAAAUUAAUGUUCUGGAAUGAAGUAAGUACAUUAGAAUUUCUCUCCGCUGAUAAUAAUUACUUCAAUAAUUAUGUUGAAUCACAAACAAAAAGCUGGAAUCUUGAACAGGUGGGGAAUGAUGUAUUGUGAAAUUGCUGAACAAAUAGAACUGUUUGGUUUGUCCUUAGACUAGUUUUACAUUUGGUUUACAGGGUGUUAACAAAAUCCUGUUACCCCAUAUGUUUCCUACAUGGCACUGACCAACACCUGAAACGUGUAGAAGAAUGAUGGUAGUUGUAUAUAGAAUUACUUAAUUGUAUUCAAUGCAAAUAUUUAACUGUAUUUAAGAUGGCCAGAGGAUUGUUUUGUGUGAGGGCCAUCAUUUUCAUGGCAGAUUAUGAUCCAUCGCCAUGUUCCUUAAGGUGAUGCAGUGACAAGGUGAAAUGCAUCUCUGACAGCUUGACAGCUUGUUGCAGAUCCUGAUAGUCUCAUAUCACUGUUUUGUAAUGGAGUAAGAGGACUUGUGGACACCCUGUACAAUGAAACUAUGAUUUAUAUACUACUUGGAUUCUGUUUUACCAUUUCUCGGCAAACUGUCAGUCUUACAGAUAGCUGCCCUGUGGCUUUAGCUGUGUUUUGUAAGCUAAGUGUUUGCCUCUAUGUCCUAUAAUGGGAGUUGGACUUUAUGAGCUAAUCAUGUAAAUAGUAAUUUCCUUCUAUAAUGUUUUUCGGGCUAAAUUUUGUUCAGCAUAAAACUCUCUACUAUCCAAUUCUAGGAGAAUUGUGAGCAAAGGGGCUUUGCUCGCGCUUUUUUUGUCACUAAAAUAUGCAGAUUGCCCACUGGAAUUCAACCCAAAUGUCAAAGAUGUCAUUGUCUUAUAGGAACAGCCAUGUUACAAUAGUUCUAAUUAAAUUACAAAGGAUUCACACAUAUACACUCUCAUUUUUCAAUACUACUAAAAACUAUUUUGGCAAAUAUGAUCCACAAUUAUAAAAUUGGAAUCUGCAUUAGAUUAGUGUUUAGGCAUAAUUUUUUUUAAAAAAAGACUUUAUUUUAUGCAUUCUGCUUCUCAUAUUUCUUGUGAGAAUGACCAUUUAUUUAACAUAGAAAAACAGCCGAGAAAAUCUGAUUUGAAUUCAAUACAUGGAUAUCAUUCAUGCAUUCCUUUGUUAUUCUUUAAGUUCCAUAGAUUUAGGUAAUAAUACAAAAAGGAUGUUUUCACUUUAAUACAACAAAUAUCUGAUAUUUCUAUCUCGUUCUCACAACACGUAUUUACGGACCUUAGAAAAAACACCAUUGUUAACCAUGUUAAGAUAUAAUGAACACAUUAGCCACAAUGCAUUAUUUUUUUAUGUAACAUAACACUAAUCAUGACUUAUUUUGCAAGGUUUGCUAAAAUAACAACUGCUUUUAUGCAGCAUUAUGAAAGGAGGCUUGACAUUUCUGACAGCUGGAGAUAUUUACUGCAGUAUUUCAUAUGCUUAUUGUUAAAUAUAAGACUUGUAGCAGACCUAAAUCAUGUUCCAGUUAAUUAAAUUUUUAUUGUAAAGAUUAUAAGCAGCCAUUUAACAAGUAUGAGCUCUUGGCUUACUCUAUUAUGUUUUGAGAGGGGCAGUAGGAUGGCAGAAGGAGCUAUUUGGGGUUGAUGUGAACGUAACCUGAAGAUUGAUUUAGCUUGAGAUUUUUGAAUGUACAUCAAGGAAACGUUUUGUGCAUUAUGUGCACUCACUCCAGCUUCACUAUUGUUUCAUAAGGAUUUGGUAGAAUUGCAUAGUCAGCAGAAGUGUUAGUAAAGGGGGAGCUUUAUUAUUUAUUUGCACAAAAACAUUUCUGGUCAACUGAAUAAUGUUUAGUUAGACGAGCACAUUUCUGAAUAUCUCCAUGUGCUUCUAGUGUAGGACCUUUGAUAAUAAAUGUGUUUACCAGGAAAUGUGGUGCAACUAACCAACCAUCAGGGUAUUUACAUUCCUACAUCUGCACGUAUGUGCAUUGUGGGGCAAGGCAAGUACCUUCUUUGUGGUAAAUAUUUCAGAUAUUAUUCUGGAAAAUUAUGGUUUUAAGUUUAUAUUUGUUCGAGCUCUAGGCACUACCAGUCAGCAAAUGAUUUGUGUUUAGCCUUCAGCCAUGCUGUCGUCAAUGACGUGUGUAAUAAGGAGUUAUAAUCUGCUGAGGGAAUAGAUUCUGUGAACAAACUGUGCACUAAUAACUAUGUAUCACUGAAUUCAAAACACUAUUAAUAAAAGAAAGUGAACUUCA
Messenger RNA from Callorhinchus milii (elephant shark), 5758 nucleotides. RefSeq names its product exocyst complex component 1 (gene exoc1). The record is from RefSeq and is a predicted model, not a curated record. The transcript has 20 exons. Gene Ontology annotation, cellular component: exocyst; plasma membrane. NCBI's taxonomy places the organism in Eukaryota, Metazoa, Chordata, Chondrichthyes, Chimaeriformes, Callorhinchidae. Bases 126 to 2855 code for a protein of 909 amino acids. Gene Ontology annotation, biological process: exocytosis; Golgi to plasma membrane transport. Gene Ontology annotation, molecular function: phosphatidylinositol-4,5-bisphosphate binding.